GUGGUAGAAGGUCCACUGAGGCGCCGGGCAUGUUCAAACAUAUCCAGGCGGACCAGCCUACCAAUCUCCACGGCAUGUUGUCAUUACGCACGGAUUAGGAUUUAUAUGCAGUCUGAAUGAGCCCUUGAAUCGGAUAUUAUUUGUUGUAACGAUGUUUUUUGUUUUUUUUAAGGCACAAUUGACGCCUUCACAAUAACAAGGAGUAUGUACUGAAUGGGUUAAUCAUUUCUGAAGACUUAGAUUAUAUUCUGUCUGAAGUCUCCGGCUCUGCGUGGCCAUGUCUCUCCCGACCAAAGUGAUGAGAGACGGGAUGCUGGAGAAGCGCAGCAGCGGGCUCCUCCAGCUGUGGAAGAAGAAGCGCUGCGUGCUCACAGAGGAAGGACUGCGUCUGCACAACUGCAAAGGCUCCAGCGGAGGGGCUGAUGUUCCGAGCUCAGCGUGGGGCUCCAAAGCCAAGGAGCUCCGCUUUGAGCGCAUGGCCACGGUCGACUGCGUGGAGUACAAGCGAGGGCUGGUGUACUUCACCGUGGUCAUGGUGACAGGGAAGGAGGUUGACUUUCGGUGCCCACAAGAAGGGACGGCGUGGAACGCGGAGAUUGCUCUGGCACUGGUGCGCUACAAGAACCUGCAGGCCGUGCAGACAGGGAGAAACAGGCACCUGUACUCAGCACACCUGGGGAGCACUGGGGAGGACGAGGAACUGUGACCUGCUUUCAUUCUUCCUGGAAAUGGACCAAUCAGAGCAGAGAAGAAGGGGAGAGCGAGGACAGCAGAUCUAUUUGCAAAGCCUGGUGGGACGACCUCACAGCUAUCACAGAAUAUGGAUUUAAGGAAGGAGAACAUGAGUUACAGACGCGCUCAUCUACUCACAAUGUCAAACAAAGCAUACGGAUGUGAUAAACUGUCAACAUGGAUGGCAUGUUUUUUCUCAUCUCUGGAGGUCAAUGUUGAGGCUGCCCCAUAAGGAAAAGAUGCCAUCGUUGGGACAGAAACUGUGGACACAUGUUUACCCCUUUGUGCCUUGAUAUUUGGAAAGUCGUUAUUUUGGCCAUUAUUUGUAGACAUUUUCUAGCAGUGGUGAAACUGGAGUCACUUUCGUUUUAUUAGCCUUGCUUUUUAUGACAACACAUCGUGUUAAAAUCGCUUUGAGAACUUUUGUUCUAGACUUAACAGAUCUGCAUGUUUUCCAAAGCUUAACAUGAAGUUUUUUGCUCAUAUCCAUUGCACAUUGUACAAAUAUAUUUGCUGAAACCAUGUACAGUAUUACAACCUUAAAAUAUUAAAUACGUUUUAAGCUGUAGCCCUGAAGUGUUGACAUAUUUAACUCAAGAUUGUACUUGUUUUUUAUAUGUUCGUCCUCUACUUUGUCUGAAGCAUAUGAUAUCACUUAGAACAAAGCAGUCAGCUGUGAUUCAUUUAAGGUUAAGACCAUUAAUUGCUCAUUUGUUUCCAGAUGUGGUGUAACCUUGCCGUUAAAGCCUCUGGAAAACACAAAAACUGUGGCAUUGCUCUCUUGCUCUUGUGUGAAUGCUUAAGUCAGGACUCCUUUUGUUCGGAGCCAUGUGGAGGACUAAUGAGAAGAACAGUGAGCCUGAGGCAUGUGCAUACAAACAACCACCACACACACACACACACACACAUUCACCUACAGAGGUUUGUGUGCACACAAACCAGCAUGAAAUUCAGUGAGGCCUCAGCAUCAGGAGACUCUUGUUAGCAAGGGUGAGCAUAUAUUGUUCAUUCAAUCAUCUUUGUGUGUGUG
This is a messenger RNA of Labrus bergylta (ballan wrasse), 1762 nucleotides long. RefSeq names its product pleckstrin homology-like domain, family A, member 3 (gene phlda3). Gene Ontology annotation, molecular function: phosphatidylinositol phosphate binding. Gene Ontology annotation, biological process: positive regulation of apoptotic process. Lineage: Eukaryota; Metazoa; Chordata; Actinopteri; Labriformes; Labridae. The record is from RefSeq and is a predicted model, not a curated record.